Molecule: messenger RNA, 1848 nt
Organism: Plodia interpunctella (Indianmeal moth)
Lineage: Eukaryota; Metazoa; Arthropoda; Insecta; Lepidoptera; Pyralidae
Exons: 1
Coding region: 16-1593 (525 amino acids)
Source: RefSeq, a predicted model, not a curated record
UAAUUGGGUGCAAAGAUGAGCGGUUUGAGGAGUGUCGCGCGGCGCCGGCAGAUAACGAAGCGGUUUAUAUGCGGCGGCGGGAGGCGCGCGCGCCAGUGUCCCGCCAUGCCGGCCUGCGCGCCCGAGUACAGCCGCCUCGCGCGCUCCAACACUGAGCUCGUGUUCUCGCCGCGAGUCAAGCGUUGCUCGCACCAACCGCCGCCCACCUUCACCGCUCUGAGGCGCUCUUUCUCCUCCACCUUCUCUCUGAUACCUGAGGAACGAGCCAUCUCCCCUGAACGACCUCCGCCGCUACCGCGACUUCUCCGCAUCGUCACAUGGGGGCCCAGACUAUUCCUCAGACCAUUCUUCGCUCUCUUCAACCUCAUCUGGCAUCCCGCUUGGAAGCAAAUCCUGAUAGUGCUUCCGACGCUAUGGAUUGCCGCGUCGUUAUUCAUAUUUUGGAAGUGUGUACAAACCCCGAUCGGAGUGCUAAAAAUGAUUGGACGCGCGCUCAGUUCCCAGAGCCCUAACAAGCCGCGCACAGUCCUUAUCAGCGGAGGAAGUUCGGUGCAAGCACUACAUUUGGCAAGAAAUUUCCAUUCAGCAGGUGCGAGAGUCGUCGCCUUUGAAAUUGAAGGACAGUUUGCGUUGUUGAAAUAUUCUGCAGCAGUGCACAGAUUCUACACAGUGCCGCGACCGAACCCCGCGGAUCCGCUUGCAUACGCUAGAGCUCUCAAAGAAAUAGUUGAGCGCGAAUCAGUGGUGUUUUAUGUUCCUGUCAGUUCAACUACUCCAGGUUACUACGACGCUCUUGCUAAACCUCAUUUGGAGAUAGCGGGUUGCCAAUGUUUCGUGCCGUGUGCCCGUGAUGUUGUUACUUUGGACGACCCUCUCGAGUUAAUCCGCGUAUGCCGUGCUGCAGGACUGCAAACGCCACAGUUUUGGGUCGUAGUCAGUGAUGAAGAUGUUCGUGCAUGGUACGAUAGCGGAGCGUCCAAGGAGGGACGUCAUUUCAUUGCCAGUGCUGGCGCCAGAGGCGCAAGGGAUCGACUGCGUUUUGUUAUGCCUGAAGACAGAACACAGUUCAGAUUCCCACGAGAAAUAAGCGCUGAGAAGCCAUGGGUAAUUGUAAGAGAACCUAAAGGAGAACGUAUAGUGACAUGUACCACUUUGAAAGAUUCUCGCGCCGUCAAUAAUGUGACGUGCCGUGUAGACUCUACAAGGAAAGGUUUGGUGCCACAGAAGGAUGACGAAGCCGACGCUUGGGUGCAAAAGUUUGUCUCCAACCUUGCUCCAGCGAGGCCUAUGACUGGACACAUUUCAUUCCGGCUCGUGCGUGAAGAAAGUGCAACUAACGGGCACACCAACAAGCUAGUGGCGAUUGGGGCACGAGUAGGGGUAUCAUUGCCGUAUUUAUGCCAAGGGCCGACACGAUGCGGCCACACAGCCACUGUCGGGAAGCUGCUGGACACCGUGCUUGACACACGUGAAGCUCUGUUCGCGUUCUGGGACCCGUUGCCGUACUGCGCGUACUACCAGUCACGGCUGCCAGAAGAGAGGCGACUGCCUCCUCCAGAACCGUGCAAGACGCCCCCUAACAUGCCUCUUUGAGAGAUAUUUAACUCAAUAGGAUAUUUAUUAAGACACUCAAGUACCUGAAGAGUUCGUGAGUGGGAGAUUUUCUCCGUUUGUGCCAUGUCACGCUCCGUCAUUUGUCCUUUACUCGGAUGCAUAUCAAGUAGCGCAGGGGUCGAGGGACGAUAUGACAUGUUUGUAACUACUAAGUAGAUUCGAUAUAAGUACGCGUACUGUUGAUACCAAAUAUUAUACUUAAGUUAAGAUGGUAAUAAAAAUAUUCAUAAUGUA